Molecule: messenger RNA, 4303 nt
Organism: Microcebus murinus (gray mouse lemur)
Lineage: Eukaryota; Metazoa; Chordata; Mammalia; Primates; Cheirogaleidae
Source: RefSeq, a predicted model, not a curated record
GGCAGAUUUCCUUUCAGGGAGAAGCGGCAGGCCAGGAAAGCCUCGUAUGUCUGGCUGGGAGAAUGGACGUCAUUCUUUACAGCCCCGCAGGCACCACUCAGUGACGACCAGAGCUAAAUAAAGGCUGCUGCGUAAAUGAAGGUGUCAUAGAUGAAGGGCGGGGCGGGCGCGGUUGCUACGGGUGCUCGCGCGGCAGGGCUGCCACAAGUGUUUGGGCUCCGGCUCGCGCUGGGGCCUCCGCACGUCAUGUCCCUGCUGCGCCUCUGGACCCCACGGGUCCUUCUCACGUGGCAGUCGUUGUGGCUGCUGGUCCAGGCAGCUCCGCUUCCGGAGUGGGCCUGGAACCUCGUCCCGCUCACCUCCGAACCCCGAGGACCGACCGACCGCCGGUCUUCCCGCUCCUCUGAUCUCCCACCCGAGUCGCCCCCUGCGCUUACACCCUCCGCAGACCCCGAGGGCUUUGCUUACCUGGGGUCCUCUGCUUCUUCCCAGAUGUUGGCCCCGCCUCAGGAGUUGACUGAGACUUCGGCUCCAUUCCUGGUCACGCAGUCAGCUCAAGAGCUGCUUCCAGGGCGAGAUCAGUUUGCUGUUCCACAUCGGGAUCUGAAUGACAAGCUGAUUCGACAACAAAGGCUCCCGGAGGUGGUUCCAGUGCCAGGUUGGGAUCAGACUCAAGUCCUACCUCAGCCUCCUCAACUCAGAAGUAAGAUUCAAGCUGUAGGUCUAGAUCAGGCUGCAGAUCACCAGGCAUCGGAAAUACUUGUUUCACCUCUAGAAAGGUUUAUUAUUUCACCAAAGAACCUAAAGAAAGGUCUAGCCCAGCAUCCACAGGUUGCUAAGGUGGUUUUUGGAACUUCAAAUCAAUUUGCAUCAAAACCUCAGCAUCAAAAACAAACUCUACAAGAUGAUGAUUAUCUAGAUCCAAGUAUGGAUAAAGUUUAUCCUCGUGGCCUACCUCUGGAAUUCCUGGAGAACUUAGAUGAGCCUGCAGGGCCCCCUGAACUUUCCCAAUUCCAUCUAGAGGAUGAAACUCAAAAUCCAGAGACCCCUGAGAAGAUCCAAUCUUUUUCACUCUAGCUAGAGCCCAGAACAAUCCCCCAGGAGGCAGAACCUUCUUCAACCCAACAGGAGGUCCCAGCUCAGCCUCCUGAUCAGGUUGAACUUUCUUCAACAGAGCAGGAGGCCACAGCUCAGCAGCUACCUGAUACUGAAGAGGUUGUAGCUCAGCCGUCAAUACAUCAUGAAGUAAAUGUUCCAUCUCCAACUCAGCCCCCAGAGCACCAUGAUGAGGUAGAACCUUCUUCAACCCAACAAGAGGCUCUAGCUCCUGAGGAGAUUGAACCUCCCUCAACCCAACAAGAAGGCCCAGUUCAAAGACCAGAGCUCCCUGAGGAGUUUGAACCUUCUGCCACCCAGAGGGAGACCCCAGCUGAGUCUCCAGACUUUCCUGUGGAGGCUGAACCUUCCAUUAGUGAGCAGGAGCAGCCAGCUCAGCCUUCUGAGUUUCCUGAGGAGAGUGAACCUUCUCAGACCCAGCAGGAGGCCAUAGCUCAAGCUUCAGAGUCCCCUGUAGACAAGUUCACCCUCAUUGUUAUAAUUUGCCCCAAUGUUACAGUUAAACCUCCGGAUAUGGAGGUUACCAUAACUUCAGAGCCUACCAAGGAGACUGAAUCUUCUGCAGCCCAGCUGGAAUCUCCAGCUCAGCCUUCAGAACAUCCUGAGGAGGUGGAACCUCCUCCAAUCCAGCAGGAGCAACCAGCUCAGUCUCCAGAGCAUCAUGAAGUAACAGUUUCAUGUCCAGAUAACCAUCAAACUCAGCAUUCAGACUUGCCCAAUGUGGUUACAUUUCACUCAGGUCAGUAGCUCACCAUAGCAGAAGAGCCUACCACAGAGGUGGGAACUUCUCCAGUCCACCAAGAGGCUAUAGCUGAGCUCUCAGGGCAAGUCAAUGAUGUGGAACCUUCUUCAACCCAGCAGGAGGCCUCAACUCAGCCUUCAGAGCUCCCUAGUGAAGUCAUAGCUCAACCUCCGGAGCAUCAUGAGGUAACAGUUUCUCCAGUUCAGCCUUCAAUGUUACACAAUGUCACUAUAAAACCUGUGGAUCAUGUGGUUACCACAACUCCUGAGUUCACUAAUGAAGUUGAAAUUCCAACCCAACAGGAGGCCCCAGCUCAGUCUUCAGUGUCCCCUCAGCAGCUUAAACCUUUGAAAGGCCAAGAAGAGCCAAACUUCCCUGAAAAAGAUGAACAUUCUCCAAUCCAUUAUUCAACAGGAGGCCCAUCUGAGCCACCAGUGUCCCCUAAGGAGGUGAACAUCUGGGACCAGCAGGAAGCCUUGGGCCGUCCUCCAAAGUCCGCUGAAGAGGUCAGACCUUCUCCACCUCAGCAGGAGUUUCCAGCUCAGCCUUCAGAGCCCCCUAAGGAGGUUGUAGUUCAACCUUCAGUGAAUUAUGAGAUGACAGUUCCAUCACCAGGUCAGGAUCAAGCCCAGUAUCCAACAUUACCCACUGUCACAGGUCAACCUUUGGACCUGUGGCUUACCAUAACUUCAGAACCCACUAUAGAUUUCAAACUUUCUUCAAUUAUGCAGGAGACCCCAAAUCAACCUCCAGAGCCACCUAAGGAAGUUGUAGCUCAACCCCCAAUAUCUCAAGAGGUUACAAUUCCAACAACAGGUCAGGAUCAAGUCCAGAAUCCAAUAUCGCCCACUGUCACACUUUGACCUUUGGACCUGGAGCUUGCCGUAACUCCAGAACCCACUACACAUGUUGAACUUUCUCCAGUCAUGCAGGAGACUCCAAUUCAACCUCCAAAGCCACCUAAGGAAGUUGUAGUUCAAUGUCCAGUAUAUCAAGAGGUGACAGUUCCAACACUAGAUCCUGAAAAAAAACACUCUUCCUUUUUCACAGUUGAAGAAGCAUCUCUAGGGAAUACAGGAGGAUCUACACUCAUGAAGGUAUUACAAGCCCGGAAGCAGCACACCAGCACUGAGCUGACUAUUGAGCCAGAGACACCUGCAGAUAAAAAUGGCAUCAGCUUGUCAGGCUUCAUGAACAAGCAGGUGGACUUCAAUGACAAAAGCGAUGUUAUUAGUGCACUAAAUUACAUAUUGCCUUACUUCUCAGAGGAAAAUCUAGAAGAUGUAGAAUCAACGUUAUUACCGUUCAUUAAACUGCUUUUUUCAAAUGUACAAGAUGGAGACAAGACCCUGAGUCAUCUCAAAAACAAUACAAAGACCGCCUCUCUUGAACCUGCAUCCAACAAUUCACCUUACACAAAGAAAUGGAGGAAACUCUAUUUUCUGGAAAAUUUGUUAGAUGCAGAAAUUCAAGACAAAAUUGACAAGGUUAAAAAGAAAGAAAAAACUCCCAUGCUUAUGCAGUCUAGCCUUUUAGGUCCCAAAUUUAAACACCAAAUCUUUCCCCCAAAAUUGGAAACUGCUCAGCCACAGGAAAGCAGCCUGGCAGAGAUUGAGGGUAUAGGGAAAAGGCGGCAGAGGAUGAAGAUAGUCCUCAAGGGGCCCAAGGGCAUAAGGAAAAAGAUCUUAGAAGAGGAGAGAAUCAGGAGAAAACAGAGUGCCUGGCCAAUUGCAAAGAAAAUUGCCAAAGCGAGAAGGUUUGGGAGACCAGUGCCCAGUGAACUGGAACAGCUUCAUGCGGUGCAGAGGCCCAGGAAGUUUGUGGAAAUCUCCUUCCGCACCAAGCCUUCGUUCACACAGGAGCAUAAGGCAGCUGUCUCUUUACUGAAACAGGACUCAGUGGGCGUGCCUUCUGCUCCCACCACUGCAAACCCCCCACCUGAGGUUAAAAGCAAAUCAGAAGACUUGAGAGACUCCAUUUUUGUUUUAGAAGACGCAAAUGCUAGAGUUAAAAGUAUGGAGGCUGCUAAGCCAAUUGUACAUUCCAGAAAAAAAUACUACUUUCAUAAAACUCAUUUCCAUGUGGCCCAUAGAACACCCAAGGCCAAACUAAGUCAAGAGGUCAAAAAGAAAAGUUUGCUGAAAAGACUGAUAUUUGCAAACAGGCCUCCAUUCUCUCCAGUAAGGAGACUCAUAAAUUUCCCUUCACGUUAAGCUUUUUCGUCUUCAGGAGAUCCGAGUCCUCAGGAGAAUCCUUUUCCAGAAUUAUUUACUCUUUCAGAACUUUCUACAGAAAACAUUAGUAUAUCUCCUGAAGGAAAUAUGUGGCCCUUUUCCAGCUGGGGACUUCCCCAUUGAUUAUACUCUACUUGGGCUGUGAGCUGCAUUUUAUAUCACAAACACAUACACAUAUGCUGUAUAGACAUAAGUAGUGUUAUCAGAACAA